AUGGACACCGUCAUGGAACCUGCGGCUCCCGGAGCCCUGCACGCCUGCGCCGACGACGACCUCGCCGAGCUGCUCACCGCCGCCGGCGCCGAGGAUACUAUCUGUUGUGCCCCUGAGUUCAAGAUGGGUGGAAAGAAGAGCGAUGAAGCUGCUCCUACUGAUGCUGGCGAUGAAGAUGGAGAUGAUGAUGAUGGGGAUGAUGAUGGUGACUUUGCGGAGGGUGAAGAGGAAAUCUCAGAAGGAGAGGAGUAUGACAAUGCUAAGGGCAAUGAUAACAAGAAGAAACAAAUAGGUGAUGGUGAGGAGAAUGAUGGAGUAGAAGAGGAAGAUGACGAUCAGGACAACGAGGACGAGGAGGAAGAUGACGAUGAAGACUCGCUCCAGCCCCCAAAGAAGAGGAAGAAGUGA
Molecule: messenger RNA, 408 nt
Organism: Brachypodium distachyon (stiff brome)
Lineage: Eukaryota; Viridiplantae; Streptophyta; Magnoliopsida; Poales; Poaceae
Product: acidic leucine-rich nuclear phosphoprotein 32 family member B
Exons: 3
Coding region: 1-408 (135 amino acids)
Source: RefSeq, a predicted model, not a curated record